AUUAUCGUAAGCCCACCGAACGGACUUUGAGUGUGGAGCGAUGACGUGUUAUGUGAAGUGAAGAUUGAAGACGUGAUAGAAGAUGGACGACUACUGCUAUGCUAAGAUGGCGACGUCCGCUAAAAGAGAAGAUGAAAGAGAAUCAACGCCACCAACGGAGAACAAUCUGAAAAGCGAAGAUGAAGACGUCCAGCAGCUGAUCGGUGAUCCAGAAGAAGUUUCCCCUCAGUUAGGGGGGAGCUCCACUUUGAAGCAGGAUACUCCACAACCACCCUGCAUUAAAAAGGAAGAGGAGGAACUCUGGAUCACUCAGGAGGGAGAGUGUCUUCUAGGACGAGAGGAAGCUGAUUACACCAAGUUUCCACUGAAUGUUAUCUUUGUGAAGACUGAAGAUGAUGAAGAGAAACCACAAGUAGACAACCUCUUAGCUCCACUAUCAGAUAGUGAGGCUGAAGACGAGGUUGAAGAACCUUUGAGCAGCAAUAAAGACUGUGAAGGUGAUAUGAGGACUCACACUGACAACAAACACUCUGAAUGCUCUACAAAGAAGAGAGGUCAAACAUGUUUGAGCUGUUCAGUUUGUGGCAAAAGCUUUUCUGUUCAGAGGAAUUUGACUCAACACAUGAGAAGACACACAGGUGAAAAAACAUGUAUUUGUUCAGUUUGUGGCAAAAGCUUUUUUGGUAAGAGUAAUUUGACUCAGCACAUGAAAACACACACAGGUGAAAAACCAUUUAUGUGUUCAGUUUGUGGCAAAAGCUUUACUGUUAAGAGGAAUUUGACUGAACACAUGAGAACACACACAGGAGAAAAACCAUAUAGUUGUUCAGUUUGUGGCAAAAGCUUUUUUGGUAAAAAUAGUUUGACUCAACACAUGAGAACACACACAGGAGAAAAACCAUUGAAGUGUUCAGUUUGUGGCAAAAGUUUUUCUCGAAAUAGCCAUUUGACGCAACACAUGAGAACACACACAGGUGAAAAAAAAUUUAACUGUUUGAUUUGUGGUAAAAAUUAUUCUGUUAAGAGGAAUUUGACUGAACACAUGGUAACACACACAGGAGAAAAAACGUUUAAUUGUUCAGUUUGUGGCAAAAGCUAUUCUACUAAGAGGAGUUUGACUGAACACAUGAGAACACACACAGGAGAAAAACCAUUUAUUUGUUCAAUUUGUGGCAAAAGCUAUUCUUUUAGGAGCAAUUUGACUGAACACAAGAGAACGCACACAGGUGAAAAACCAUUUAAGUGUUCAGUUUGUAGUAAAGACUUUUCUGUUAAGAGGAAUUUGACGGAACACAUGAGGGGACACACUGCACUAAGACCAUUUAAUUGUUCAGUUUGUGGUAAAAGCUUUCCUCAUAACAGCUCCUUGUGUCGACACAUGAGAACACACGCUGGAGAAAAAACAUUUAGUUGUUCAGUGUGCUGUAAAAGGUUCCCACAUAAUGCAGACGUAGUAAAACACAUGAGAACACACAAGGGAAAAUAACCAAUUAGCUGUUUAGUUUGUGGUAUGUUGCUCAUAUGUGGCGACAUCCACCCUACCCAGGACCUCCUCACUGCUUCUUUCACAAAUAUCUGAGGUAUUCAUACAAACUUGGAUUAUUUGAAGCAUAAUCUUAUCUACUCAUGACCCCAUGUCUUCUCUGUAUCUGAAACCUUCCUGAACAGUAAGAUAGAUGAUGCUUCAAGUGCUUGGUUACUCCUUCUUCAGUCCAGGGACCUGGGGCCUCAUGUGUCAUGUUUGCGCACGCACUAAAACCUGCACUACACCCUUUUUCAUGGCAAAGUUGAGAUGUAUCAAGUUGACUUGAAAAUUCAUAGCGGUCAUUCGCACAAUUCUACAGGCUGUGGAUACUUAAGCGACAUGCAUUAGUGAUGCUGGGUAACUGUUUGCAUAACAAACUGCCAACUUUUACUCCUCAGACUGAUUGAUGUGCAAAUCAGAGACAUAUGAACAAUUAACACCCACAACCCAACCCCCACCUCCCUCGACAUUCGGGCAUAACAGGUUCAAUCCGGCCCGCGAGAUGAGUUUGCGAAGUGUAAAAUUCAGCUUUUUUUUACUGAAGGAAACUGUUGUUCAAAAUGUGUCCACUGGAUGUCGCAAUAGCAAUUCUGUUAGGCAAGAAAUAAGUUUAUACCGGGGCGAGCAAGUAUACCAAGCAAGAGGUACACGGUAAAGCGGGGCUAUGACUCC
This is a messenger RNA of Nerophis lumbriciformis (worm pipefish), 2197 nucleotides long. RefSeq lists its product as uncharacterized. Gene Ontology annotation, cellular component: nucleus. NCBI's taxonomy places the organism in Eukaryota, Metazoa, Chordata, Actinopteri, Syngnathiformes, Syngnathidae. Gene Ontology annotation, biological process: regulation of transcription by RNA polymerase II. Gene Ontology annotation, molecular function: DNA-binding transcription activator activity, RNA polymerase II-specific; RNA polymerase II cis-regulatory region sequence-specific DNA binding. The record is from RefSeq and is a predicted model, not a curated record.